CACCCUCGGAAAUGCUGCAAAAAUCCAACUGCUUGGUCCUGGCGCUGGUCUGCUCCGGGUUCCUUCUGGCCCUGGUCUCCGCCGACGAGGAGGAGGUCUCCAUGACCGUGGACGAGGUGGUGGAGCUAAUCGAGCCGUUCGGAGACGGUUGCACCCCCAAGCCGGCCAGGGAGAACAUCGUCGAGCUGAUUCUGAACAAAGAGGACCCCAAGAAGGAGUCCAAGUGCUUCCGCCACUGCAUGCUGGAGCAGUUCGAGCUGAUGCCCGAGGGCCAGUUGCAGUUCAACGAGGACAAGACCAUCGAGAUGAUGAACAUGAUGUUCCCGGACCGCGAGGAUGAUGGCAGGCGCAUCAUCAAGAAGUGCAACGAGCUCCUCAAAGCCGAGCAGGAUAAGUGCGAGGCUGCCCAUGGCAUUUCCAUGUGCAUGCUCCGCGAGAUGCGCUCCUCCGGCUUCAAAAUUCCGGAGGUCAAGCAGUAGGUUCUGGACCCUGUCCUGGAAACCCUCUUCCAAAGUUUAUUUUUUUUUUCGUUAGUUUUUAAAUAAAAUUUCUUAAAGUUGGCGAUCACGAUGUGGUUCCCAAAAAACACAAAUAAAGUGCCCAGCCAAGGA
This is a messenger RNA of Drosophila bipectinata, 611 nucleotides long. It is a transcript of the gene Obp19b, whose product is annotated as Odorant-binding protein 19b. Gene Ontology annotation, molecular function: odorant binding. Lineage: Eukaryota; Metazoa; Arthropoda; Insecta; Diptera; Drosophilidae. The record is from RefSeq and is a predicted model, not a curated record.